AUGACCAACUCCAACGCACACAGCAGCAAUUAUCAGGAGCCCAGAACAAUAAGAGCCGCCACUACGAAUAGAUAUCCAGAAUGGGACUGGCCGCAUUUCUCCGAGAUCCUACGCCCGACAUGGCCCGAUCCCUGCCGCCUUACACGUGGAAGCAUGGCUUUAUCGCCCCCGCCGAAUCGCCGAUCCCAGCGUGGGCGGAUGAGAAGCAGUUCAGCAACCAUCUUGGCCAGCACUCACACUACUCGCGACCGGUGGAAUUCCGAGAAGCCAACCUCAACCGUAGGAAACGAUCUCGGUAUCUCGCAGCUUCGCAGCUGGCCAAACCUGUACAAUGGCACGGAAUCCAACCAAGAGAAGCCAUCAUGGUGGAAGCCCGAUACCGAAGUUGACGUCCUCAUCUGCGGAGCUGGUCCUUUCGGCUUGGAGGUUGGAAUGAAUCUCGCUCGGCAAGGAAUCAGUUUCCGUAUCGUUGACAAAGCCGAUGCGCCAUGUUUGUCAGGGAGAGCGGAUGGGCUGCAACCAAGGGCGCUCGAAUAUCUCCAGACCUGGGGUGUCGGCCACGAAGCCUCAGAGCAAGGUCCACUCCUUAACUCGACUGUUCUUUACCGCAACGGCGUGAAGCUGUUCCACGGGCCCAGUUCGUUUUGCGAUUCGAGAUUCAGGGGGAUACACGUCACAACGCAAGGCCAGGUGGAGAAAAUAUACAUUCGAGACCUCCUUCGCCAUAAGGUUCUCGUGGAACGCUGCACCACCGUUGAUGAGUUCCAGGUGAAGGAAGAUGCGGGCCUUUCCCACCCGGUCACCGCAACGCUGAAGAAUCUCAAGACUGGGGACACCGAGAACAUCCGUGCCAAGUACCUCAUUGGUGCCGAUGGCGCGUCGAGCCAAAUCCGCGAGAAGUUGAGCAUUCCUUUCGACGGUCUCGCGACGAGCUGUUUCUGGGCCAUCAUGGACUGUCAGUUCAAGACCGACUUUCCACAUAUCCUUGGUUUUUGCGAGCAGUACGGUGGUGUUAUUGUCAUCCCGCGGGAGGACGGCUACACACGAUUCUAUGUCCAGAUCACUGGUGAAAGAGCAGCCAAGAUCGCGGCUUCAAGGAGAGAGCAACGCAACGGCAACGGCAAGGCCACGAACGGGCACUCCAAAGUCGGGGAGACCCAGGUCCACGACCCUACAAUCACGCCGGAGGAGGCAUUGGAGCAUCUCAAUAAAAUCAUGGCGCCGUGGACGGUCGAGUUUGCCUCGGCCAUGAGCUGGUUCGCCGUCUGGAGAGUCAACGAACGCGUGGCUAGAUACUAUUCCACCCCCGACCAGAGAGUCCACAUCGGCGGCGAUGCCGCCCACGUCCACAGCGUGCUCGGCGCCUUCGGGCUCAACUCAUCCAUCUACGACGCGGCCAACCUCAGCUGGAAGCUGGGGCUGAGCCUCAAAGGCGCGGCCAAGCCCGACAUGCUGCUCCCCACGUACGACUCGGAGCGCCGGCUCUUUGCCAACCGCGUGAUCCGCGCCUCGGGCGCCUACCUGCGCUUCAUCUGCAACCUCAACCUGCCGCUGGCCGAGCUGCGCGGCCUGGACGACAAGAUCGAGGCCCACGACGAGAACCUGCCCCUGCUCGACGGCACCACCGAGGCGGAUCGGAGGUUUCUGGGGUCCUUCUUCCGCCGCAACGCCAUGUUCCUGCUUGGUGUUGAGGGGCCCAUUGUGGAGUCGGUUAUUUGUCCCCCGACGGCGGAUCAGGGUGUGACCACGGGCCAGAAGAGGAAGAGCAGCGAUAGGGCGCCGACUAGCCUCAUCAAUGGUGCCCGGGCGCCUAGUCCGCGUGUUUGUUUUGAUGAGAACACGACGGGGUGGCUGUAUGACCGCAUGAGGGGGGUGGAUAAGUUCCAUGUUCUGGUGUUUGCGUCGGACCUCCAGGGCCCUGUGCGUGAGCAGAUUGUUCGGUUGUCCGAGGGAUUGUCCAGCAGCAAGGGGUUUUAUUACCGCUUUGGCGGCCGGGAGCGGUUCAAUGUGCUGCUCAUCGUCAAGGCGCUGCCGCACGAGGUUGGCGCGUUGCUGGAGGGGCCCGAGCUAGACGGAAUUCGGGCUGAAGCGAUGGUGGUGUAUGAUGACCGCGCGCCGGACGAGGAUGCCCACUACACCUACGGUGUCAACCACGCUUGUGGGUGUGCCGUGGUGGUGAGGCCGGAUUUGGUGGUUGGCAUGAGCGCCUGGCCCGAGGAGACGGACAAGAUUGGGGCAUACUUGGAUGGAUUCCUGGUGGAGAGCAUUCCGGCGUAG
Messenger RNA from Chaetomium globosum CBS 148.51, 2277 nucleotides. RefSeq lists its product as uncharacterized. The record is from RefSeq and is a predicted model, not a curated record. Lineage: Eukaryota; Fungi; Ascomycota; Sordariomycetes; Sordariales; Chaetomiaceae. The coding region runs from base 1 to 2277 and encodes 758 amino acids. The transcript is spliced from 8 exons. Gene Ontology annotation, molecular function: FAD binding.